AAACUAGCCUUCUCUUUCUUUGGCUGCAGUGCUGUCCGUUCAUCCGCCGAGAUCCGGUGCUCCCUCCAGCUGUUGGAGAAAAGAAAGAAAAGAGAGAUCCUAUUUUUCUCUUGAAAUCCCUUGGCAUAGCAAGCAGCUUACAUUGUGUGGACAUCUUUUCAAAAAUUUAGUAGAGAAUUGAGUGAAGUAAUCUUAAUUUAUUGCAAAGGGGUUUUGUUUUUCCCGGUUUCUAACUCUUGAGCCAACCCAGCCCCAUCAUGGUGAUGUUCAAGAAGAUGAAGUCUUUCGAGGUGGUCUUUAACGACCCUGAAAAGGUGUUCGGCAGUGGGGAGAAGGUGGCUGGCCGGGUGAUAGUGGAGGUGUGUGAAGUCACUCGAGUGAAAGCUGUCAGGAUCCUGGCUUGCGGAGUGGCCAAAGUCCUCUGGAUGCAAGGAUCCCAGCAGUGCAAACAGGCUUUGGAGUACCUGCGCUACGAAGACACGCUUCUGCUGGAAGACCAGCCAGCAGGUGAGAAUGAGAUGGUGAUCAUGAGACCUGGAAACAUAUAUGAGUACAAGUUCGGCUUUGAGCUUCCUCAAGGGCCUCUAGGAACAUCCUUCAAAGGAAAGUAUGGGUGUGUAGACUACUGGGUGAAGGCUUUUCUUGAUCGCCCCAGCCAGCCAACUCAAGAGACAAAGAAAAGCUUUGAAGUGAUGGAUCUAGUGGAUGUCAAUACUCCUGAUUUAAUGGCACCUGUGUCUGCUAAAAAGGAAAAGAAAGUUUCCUGCAUGUUCAUUCCUGAUGGACGAGUGUCUGUCUCUGCCAGAAUUGACAGAAAAGGAUUUUGUGAAGGUGAUGAGAUUGCCAUCCAUGCUGACUUUGAGAAUACAUGUUCCCGCAUUGUGAUCCCCAAAGCUGCCAUUGUAGCCCGCCAUACUUACCUUGCCAAUGGCCAAACCAAGGUAUUGACACAGAAGUUGUCAUCAGUCAGAGGCAAUCAUAUUAUCUCAGGAACCUGUGCGUCAUGGCGUGGCAAGAGCCUUCGGGUGCAGAAGAUCAGGCCUUCUAUCCUGGGCUGCAACAUCCUUCGAGUUGAAUAUUCCUUACUGAUCUAUGUUAGUGUGCCUGGCUCGAAGAAGGUCAUUCUUGACCUGCCCCUGGUAAUUGGCAGCAGGUCAGGUCUGAGCAGCCGGUCGUCCAGCAUGGCCAGCCAAACCAGCUCUGAGAUGAGUUGGGUAGAUCUCAACAUCCCUGAUACCCCAGAAGCUCCUCCUUGCUAUAUGGAUAUCAUUCCUGAAGACCACCGAUUGGAGAGCCCCACCACUCCUCUGCUAGAUGACACAGAUAGUUGCCAAGACAGCCCUAUUUUUAUGUAUGCUCCUGAGUUCCAGUUCAUGCCACCACCUACUUAUACUGAGGUGGAUCCUUGCAUUCUAAACAACAAUGUGCAGUGAGCAUAUGGAAGAAAAGAAGCAGCUGUACCUACUUGUUUCUUUCUGCCUUGCUUCCUGGACUCUUAUUUUUUCAGAGACUCAGUGGUCUCUACAGUGGGGUAUAGGUCCACCCCAGCCUCUGACUCCCCAAUGUUAGGAGGUGAUCAGCAGGCAAUCUCCUGGGCCUUAAAGGGUGCGCACUCGUUCUCAGCCAACAAGAUGUUGUGAUACAGGAGUGUUUGCUGGAUGGGUUUAAAAUCACACUAGACAAACUCAGGCCCAUCCUGUUUUCUCAGAUCUUGAAAAUUGCGGCAUUUUCAGUAGUUUUGAAUAAGGGGUAGAAAUAGCCUCCUGGCAUGGUUUUCCCAAGGUUUUUUGAAGGGUAUUACAGAUGGUGAUAACAGUAUUAGAUCUUGAACUUACGUGCCAUGUGGAGCAGAGCUAAUUUAGCAAACUAGGAAAAUGAAAAAAAAGUGAUGGCCAAAACUUUGGGAAAAGGAGAUUCUUAAAAUCAUUGUUGCCCUUUGUUUCUAUACUUAUAGAAAAAAAAGAAAUACUCUCCAGAGAUGAUUUGGUUUGGACUUUGGAGAGAGCUUCCCAUUUGAAUUAAAGGGAAGAAAGGUUAUCUUUGCUUAAAAUGUACUUCAAUUUGGCUUAAAGCAGUAGUAACUGUGCCCCGUGAAAGGUCUUAAAAGCCAUUUUUAGAGCCGAUUGCACUGUGUUCUCCUGUUGCGAACAUUUUUCAUGUGGGAGAAUGUUUUUCUUUUCAUGUGACUCCUUGGAAUUGAUUCUGAGGUGAUGUUCUUAGCACUUUAGUUCCUGUCAAACUUUUUGGGUUUUUUUCCCCUCAUACGUAAGCUAAAACUGGUCUACUACGUCUCUAGGGGUAAGCACAAUGACAAAAAAA
Messenger RNA from Ceratotherium simum simum (southern white rhinoceros), 2319 nucleotides. It is a transcript of the gene TXNIP, whose product is annotated as thioredoxin interacting protein. Gene Ontology annotation, molecular function: ubiquitin protein ligase binding. Gene Ontology annotation, cellular component: cytoplasm. Lineage: Eukaryota; Metazoa; Chordata; Mammalia; Perissodactyla; Rhinocerotidae. The record is from RefSeq and is a predicted model, not a curated record. Gene Ontology annotation, biological process: protein transport.